AUGAAGGGCAUGAUGCAGGAGGUAAAGGAAGGCACGAAGGAGAAGGUUGAGGGAGCCAAGGCCGGGCUCAAGGAGUCCAUGGAGUAUGCCAAAGCGGACGUGAAGCAGACGUUCGAGAAGCUCAAGCACCCCAUGAACAGGGAGAAGAAUCUGGAGGCCCGUGACGAGGCGUUUGAGCGGAAGCUGGAAGCAACGCGGGAGAAGCUGGAGAGGAAGGAGAUUUCCCACGAGCGACGGCAGGAGGCCACUGAAGAGGCACUUCACAAGGUGCAUGCCUCCAAGGCGGAGAAGGAGGCGGAGAAGGAGGCUGAGAAGGGAACGGCUCAGCACGGAGUGGCGCCAGGUGCUGCCGGUGCAGCUGCUGCUGGCGCUGGUGCUGCUGCUGGUGCUGCUGGCGCUGGCGCCUACGGUGCAAGCCACGAGCGUGAGCGUGGAACCGGCCUGGGGACGCACGAGCGUGGUACAGGAACCGGUUACGGGGAGACUGGCACUGGCACUGGCACUGGUUAUGGUGCGAGCCAGGAGCGUGGGACUGGAGAAGGCGUGAUGGGGAAGGUCAAGCACGCUGUGACUGGAAAGCCUUCUGCUGAGCGCCGUGCUGAGAGUGGCACGGGUUAUGGUGAGAGUGCCACUGGCUAUGGUGAGACUGGCACUGGGUAUGGUGCGAGCCAGGAGCGUGGGACCGGAGGAGAAGGCGUCAUGGGGAAGGUGAAGCACGCUGUGACAGGAAAGCCCUCUGCUGAGCGCCAUGCUGAGACUGGCACUGGGUACGGCGAGACUGGCACUGGCUAUGGUACAACUCACGGCGAGCGUGGGACUGGAGGCGAAGGGGUCAUGGGAAAGGUGAAGCACGCUGUGACAGGAAAGCCUUCUGCUGAGCACUAUGGUGAGACUGGCACUGGUUAUGGCCACACUGGCACUGGUUAUGGUGCGAGCCAGGAGCGCGGGACGGGAGGUGAAGGUGUCAUGGGAAAGGUGAAGCACGCUGUGACUGGAACAGGAGGUACUGCUGGUGAGCGCCAUGCUGGCACUGGCACUGGCACUGGCACUGGUUAUGGUGAGACAGGAACUGGUUAUGGUGGUGAGAGUGGCACUGGUUAUGGUGCAACUCAGGAGCAUGGCACAGGAGGCAUUAUGGGCAAAGCAAAGGAAGCUGUGACUGGGACAGGAGGUGGUGGUGGUGGUGGUGGUAUCUUUGGGACGAUCAAGAAGGCAUUCACAGGAUCAAGUGAGCCCACGGCGGAGCGUCCUGUCGAGACUGGACGCACUGGCACUGCCGGGCAGGAGGAGUAUGAUCCGACUGCUCCUGUUUUCAUGCGGAAGUAG
Messenger RNA from Closterium sp. Naga37s-1, 1326 nucleotides. Lineage: Eukaryota; Viridiplantae; Streptophyta; Zygnematophyceae; Desmidiales; Closteriaceae. The record is from the annotation of a GenBank genome assembly.